UCUAGGCUCUGAGGCAACGGCGCGUUUUUUACGUCGAAAUUGCAGUAUAAAUGAAUUUUUUUCAGGAACGCCAUUUUCGUUGGGUUCGGUUGAAAGUUGAAACAGAAUAAGGGGGAAACAAAGCUUUGUUGUUUGUUGUCCAAAAUCAAAAGCUAAAUUCCACCAUUUUCCUCCUUUUUCUCUUUCUCUCUAUUAUUUCCAUGAGCUUCGCUCGGAUCUCAAAUCCUCUCUCCUCCUUCACUUCUUCAUCAUAAUCUCUUUCCUCUUCCUUCCUCGCCUCGAUAUCGAGAGCCCUGAGCUUAACUUUUCUUCCCCUUUUUCCCCUUUCGGCUCUCGAUCUUUCGAAGCCAUAUUCCUUACAUUUCGUUGUUUCCUUGAUUAUUAUGUGAAUUCUCUUGCUUUUCCAGUUUUUACACUUGAUUUCUGGAUUAUCCUUUUCUUGUACCACAAGAAACGACCAUGGAAAACUUAGCAGCGCAGCUAAAACGAGGAAUCUCGCGCCAAUUCUCUACUGGGUCGAUAAAACGGAGUUUCAGCCGCCAAUUCACGCGGCAGUCAUCGCUGGACCCUCGGAGGAACAACCAACGGUUCAGCUUUGGCCGGCAGUCGUCGCUGGACCCCAUUAGGAGGAGUCCCGUCCAAGAUGAGCUGACGGUGCCGGAGAACCUGGACUCGACCAUGCAGCUGCUGUUCAUGGCGUGUAGAGGAGAUGUCAAAGGAGUGGAGGAUUUGUUGAAUGAAGGUGUUGAUGUUAAUAGUAUUGACUUGGAUGGCCGUACUGCUUUGCAUAUCGCUGCUUGUGAAGGUCAUGUUGAGGUUGUCAAGCUUCUUCUUAGUAGAAAGGCUAAUAUUGAUGCCCGUGAUCGUUGGGGUAGCACGGCAGCUGCUGAUGCAAAGUACUAUGGAAAUGUAGACGUCUACAAUAUUUUGAAGGCCCGUGGAGCCAAAGUUCCUAAAACCAGGAAGACGCCAAUGACAGUUGCUAACCCUCGAGAGGUUCCAGAGUAUGAGCUUAAUCCAUUGGAGCUUCAAGUUCGGAAGUCUGAUGGUAUAACAUCGGGAUCAUAUCAAGUGGCAAAAUGGAACGGCACAAAGGUUGCUGUAAAGAUACUAGAUAAGGACAGCUAUUCAGACCCUGAGAUCAUAAAUGCUUUCAAGCAUGAGCUAACUUUACUAGAAAAAGUUCGACAUCCUAAUGUGGUUCAAUUUGUCGGAGCUGUUACACAAAAUAUUCCCAUGAUGAUUGUUUCAGAGUAUCAUUCAAAAGGUGACUUGGGAAGCUACCUUCAAAAGAAAGGGCGUCUAUCACCAUCCAAAGUUUUAAGAUUUGCUCUUGACAUUGCCAGGGGAAUGAAUUACCUUCAUGAAUGUAAGCCAGAUCCAAUCAUUCACUGCGAUUUAAAGCCAAAUAAUGUUUUGCUGGAUAAUGGAGGCAAGUUGAAGGUAGCUGGAUUUGGUUUGCUAAGACUGUCAAAAAUAUCAGCUGACAAGGCAAAAUUAGCACAGCCAGACACUCAUGUUGAUCCAUCAAAUAUAUAUGUGGCACCUGAGGUUUAUAAAAAUGUGAUAUUUGAUCGAAGUGUUGAUGCAUAUUCUUUCGGUGUCAUGCUAUAUGAGAUGAUUGAAGGAGUAGUGCCUUUUCAUCCCAAGCCUGCCGAAGAGGCUGUGAAAUUGAUGUGUUUAGAAGAAAAGAGACCACCAUUCAAGACCAAAUCAAGAAGUUAUCCUCCAGACUUAAGAGAGCUGAUUGAAGAAUGUUGGGAUAAAGAACCUGUUGUCAGACCGACUUUUUCAGAGAUCAUUGUACGAUUGGACAAAAUAGUUGCCAACUGCUCAAAACAAGGGUGGUGGAAAGACACUUUCAAGCUUCCUUGGAAAUAAGAAGAGUGUUGAGAAAAAAGAGAAAAUCAGAUAAAGAUUUUGAGGGAAGUUUCCAUGUCAGAGUUUUUGAAGUUUCAUCUUAAAAUAAUUGAGUUUAACAAAGUAUAAAACCAUGUUGAAAUAACAAAAGAAAAAGAAAUGAUCUUACCUCUCUCUUUCUUCUGUGAAGGAGCUGGAACAGUUCCUUUUUAUGUAUAAUUUGUUGAAGAGCUUGCAAAUGAAAAAAAAAAAAUGCAAAUUAGAAGAAUUAAUGUACUUAUUAUUGUAUUUCGUGCC
Molecule: messenger RNA, 2157 nt
Organism: Durio zibethinus
Lineage: Eukaryota; Viridiplantae; Streptophyta; Magnoliopsida; Malvales; Malvaceae
Product: integrin-linked protein kinase 1-like
Biological process (GO): protein phosphorylation
Molecular function (GO): protein serine/threonine kinase activity; ATP binding; protein binding
Source: RefSeq, a predicted model, not a curated record